Sinocyclocheilus grahami is the source of this 1571-nucleotide messenger RNA. RefSeq names its product early growth response protein 2b-like. Lineage: Eukaryota; Metazoa; Chordata; Actinopteri; Cypriniformes; Cyprinidae. Bases 165 to 1334 code for a protein of 389 amino acids. The transcript is spliced from 2 exons. The record is from RefSeq and is a predicted model, not a curated record. Gene Ontology annotation, biological process: regulation of transcription by RNA polymerase II. Gene Ontology annotation, molecular function: DNA-binding transcription factor activity, RNA polymerase II-specific; RNA polymerase II cis-regulatory region sequence-specific DNA binding.
AUGAAGGGAGCUGAUGAAGCGCGCGCUUAUGAUGACUGCACUGAAGUGAGCAUAUUUACAGCACGUCAACUAGAUCCUAAAAGCUCUGAGAACAACUGAAUAAAAUUCAACUUCUUAAAAAAAAUAAAAAUAUUUAAAAAAAAAAAACCCCAUCGAGGAUCAAAAUGACAGCGACAGCCAGGGAUCAAAUGAACGCGUCGCUAAAUGAUUUGUCGCGCUGUCUGCCACAGGGCUACUCUCUGGAGGAGACCCCCUCAUCGGGCUCCUCUCAUGGGGGUGUGGGGGUCUGUUCUGACCGGUUCAGUGAGGCGUCGGGAGGUGGCUUGAGCACUGACAGCUUCGGCGUGGGAAAACGGGGCCUUGAACUGACAGACCCGAGCAAGUUCUCGCCACACAGUGCGCCUGUCGCCUACACAGGAACAUUUUCCAUCGACGCGCAAGGAAGUUGGAAUCAGGAGGGAAUAAUCAACUUUGUCAGUGCAGGAGUGCAAGAUAGGCCACCUUCCCCAGGAUCAUUCUCCACGGGCUCUCCCUCAGACCUCACUCCAGGCUGCUCCAAAAUAGGCCAGACUCUUGCCAACAUGGAUCAUAUGUACACAGGCCCACCCCCAUACACCUGUAGCGCCGAUGGUUACCAGGACCCCUCGGCUUACCUAUCGACCACCACGUGCCCCAUAACAUACGCCACUCCGUCCUACUCAAGCCCAAAGUCAGCUAUAGACGGGACGCUUUUCUCCAUCAUCCCCGACUACGGGGGGUUCUAUCAGACCAGCAACAGCCAAAGGGACAACAUGGCUGUGUUUCAGGACAUCAAGCCAUUCUCAUGCUCUCUGGAGUCUAUCAGAGUCCCGCCACCUCUGACUCCCUUGAACACCAUAAGACAUUUUACUCUGGCUUGUCCGGUAGAUGGGCCGAGGCCGCCUGUAGACUGCGCCAAGCCGCAGAAUGUCCCAUUCAGGCCAAUCCUGCGGCCACGGAAGUACCCGAACCGACCGUGCAAGACGCCGGUCCACGAGCGGCCGUACCCCUGUCCGGCUGAGGGAUGCGACCGGAGGUUUUCGCGCUCGGAUGAGCUGACGCGCCACGUGCGCAUCCACACCGGCCACAAGCCGUUUCAGUGCCGCAUCUGUAUGCGCAGCUUCAGCCGGAGCGACCACCUCACGACGCACACACGCACACACACGGGCGAGAAGCCCUUCUCCUGUGACUUCUGCGGCAGAAAGUUCGCCAGGAGCGACGAGCGAAGGAGGCACACAAAAGUCCACCAGAGACAGAAAGAUAAAAAGGCGUCUGCGCCUCCUCACAGCUCGAGCGCCGGCGGUUCAGCGAUGUGAACCAACAGUUGAACAAGUUCAGUCGGUGCCUCACUUAACUCUGGAAGUUUGUGUGCGCACAAAUGUACGAUGGCAGCUUAUGAUUUAAGUGUUGAAUGUGUUUUGCUGUAGUAACUAGACAACGUCCUUAUUAUCACAGAAUGUUUCACGUGCAUUGUGCAAACUGCAGUUGUUCUAGUGUUUACAGCGAGUCUUUUUAUUGCCAUUAUUAGUCAUGUGUUUGAAUAAAAUGAUAAU